ACUCGCCGCAGCAUGCCAAGCAGCAUCCGUCUCCAGAGCCCGUCGCAGUCGCUCGACUGGGCAGAGCCGACGGCGACGGCCUGCGCGCUCUGCCAGCGCGCCUUCCACAUUCUCCGGCGCCGCCACGUCUGCCGCAUGUGCCAAGGCUCGGUGUGCAAGCACUGCUUGAGCAAGAAGCCGCCCAACUCGGUCAAACUUUCGGGUCGCUUCGCCAAGUGCUGCCACGAGUGCUCGCACCGCCGCAGCGCGCCAUCCUCACCGGCCUACGACGUGCCGUCGCCGCUGCACGCGACGGAGCGCCAGCGCCUCGCGAUGCUGCACACCGCAUUGGACGUCAUGAGUCUUCGACCGGAAGCGUUCCAGCAAGGCCUCGACGCGCUCUGCCACUUUGCGGCCGACGCAUUCCAGAGCCCAAUUGUCGCCGUGACCUUAAUGGAGGCCAAUGUCCACGUCUUCCAGGCCGCCGUCGGCUUGCGCAGCCUCCCGUGCCUCCCACGAGCCGAUGCGCUUUGCAACGUGGCGAUUACGUCCAAGCAUCUCAACGUCUAUGUCGACUUGGCCGCCGCGCCCUCCAAGUAUACGACCGGUGCAUUUGUCCUGGCCCACGGCGUCCAGUUCUACGCGGGCGCGCCCAUCAUAGUCAACGACGCUGCGAUUGGCACCGUCUGCCUCAUGGGCCCAUCGCCGCGGCGACUCUGGACCGACAUGGAGACCGACCUCCUCCUCCUUCUAGCGCGGGUCGUGGCCGCCGAGCUCCUCAACGUCCCACCGAUGGGGCGGGUCCCCCGUCGCAACUGUGCGACGCCGCGCGAGAGGAUGCUCCUCCGCGGGUCCGAGACGGACAACCCGACGGCCCACGCCCGGACUUUGAGCCAAGCACGGACAAGCGCGAUGCUGUCGCCGCGUCCGCACUCGUUCUCAUCGGCGAGCAGCCUCAUGCUGGACCCGCGCGACUGGGUGCCCAACCACGCGCGCAGCGGCUGCCGCGUCUGUCGCCGCAAGUUUCGUUCCGUUUCGACGCAAGCACCACUGCCGCAUGUCGUCUGCAACGGCUGCUCGCGCCUGCGCCCAUUCGUGCUGCCGUUGCAGUCGCCCUCGGUGCAGAUCCGCAUCUGCUCGGAAUGCCACGUGAGCCGGCCACCGGACAACGCACCGACGUUCUCGCCCAACAUUCGCCUCUUGCAUGCGUCACCAACCGCCGACGACUACCUCGUCUUUGCCCGCGACGACGCGCUCUUGAGCAUGUGCCCCAAGCAGCGGGCGUCGGUCAUGUACCACAACAGCCUCGAGGUCGAAAAGCUCGCACGCGCGUUUGCCGAGCUCGUGUAUGCGCCGACGGCGUACCUCACGCCCGUCUCGGAUGCGAUGGGCAUGUGGAUGACGCUGCCGACGCCCGAAGCGCGGCGCACGAUCCAGCACUUGCUCUCGGAGCUGCUUUUUCUCGAGCACUAG
Messenger RNA from Saprolegnia parasitica CBS 223.65, 1452 nucleotides. RefSeq lists its product as hypothetical. The transcript has 4 exons. Lineage: Eukaryota; Oomycota; Saprolegniomycetes; Saprolegniales; Saprolegniaceae. Gene Ontology annotation, molecular function: protein binding; metal ion binding. The coding region runs from base 13 to 1452 and encodes 479 amino acids. The record is from RefSeq and is a predicted model, not a curated record.